AUGCCUGGUAUGGCUAGUGCAGGAAUGCCCAACGUAGUCGCACCACCAACAAUUCAGCCUUCUAUGGCUUACGCCACAGGACCUGCAGCCAUGCAAGGCUAUCCUACGCCUAUGUCCAUGCCACAGAUGUAUUCGCAACAACCAGCAAUACCUAUGAAUCCGAUGGGUGGUAUCAACCUCGUAGUCAAUACGAAUGCCAACACAAAUUCGGGUCCGAAUGGUGGAAAUGGUCCGUCAAAUCCUCCAAAACCAGCACCUCGACCAUGUCCAAAGUGUCGACUCGGUUACAUCACGCGUGGUCAGGCCCGAUUCCGUGAGGUAAGUUGAGA
Cylicostephanus goldi is the source of this 329-nucleotide messenger RNA. Lineage: Eukaryota; Metazoa; Nematoda; Chromadorea; Rhabditida; Strongylidae. The record is from the annotation of a GenBank genome assembly.